GCACUCGAAAUAGUACAUUGGCAGUACGCUGAGUCAACUGAAUACCACUCCGCAUCCCUCGUUCUCACUCAUCUCGACCCUGUGCGAACGCGUCCUCGCUCGCGCGUGGUCUUUCAAAAGCCCCGCAGUUUUUCCGUGACCUGCAUUCUUCUCUCGCUCAUUUUUAUCGCUAAGCGGGUUCAGUAGCGGUCGGGUAUAAAACGUACUCGAGCGAGAUGCACAGUCGAUCAGCAGGCCGCUUUGUGACAGCGAACAGCCUACUAAAAUGCUCUCCGUCCUUGCGCUCCUCUCAGCGGCCCUCGCGCCGCAGCUCGUGAGCGGCCAGGUUCCUCGCCUCGGCGGUGUCAACACUGCAGGGUUUGACUUCACGGUGUAUACCAACGGCAGCUUCACGAACAAUGCCGCGGCUCCGCCCACUUGGCAAUACACCCACUUCUCUGCCGAGGGUGCCAACCUCUACCGUAUCCCCUUCGCAUGGCAGGAGAUGACACCUACCCUUGGUGGGCCCAUCAACGAAACCUUCCUCUACGAUGAGUACAAUCCCAUCGUGCAAGCUGCGCUUGCGUCCAGUCCCGACGCCUAUGUCAUCGUUGACGUCCACAACUACGCUCGCUGGAACGGCGAGAUCAUUGCCCAGGGCGGCCCGACCAACGAGCAGUACGCCUCCCUCUGGUACCAGCUCGCCGGCUUUUACGGGUCGACCCCGCGUGCCCUCCUCGGCCUGAUGAACGAGCCCCACGACCUCGACAUCCCCACCUGGGCCGAGUCCGUGCAGUACGCCGUCAACGCGAUCCGGGCCGCCGGCGCGCAAAACUACCUCCUGCUCCCCGGCUCGAACUACACCUCCGCCGCGACCUUCCCCACCGGCGCCGGCCCGUACUUGCUGAACGUCACCGACCCACUCGGCGGCACCGAGAAGCUCAUCUUCGACGUCCACAGGUACCUCGACUACGACAACAGCGGUACCCACGCCGAGUGUGUCACCAACAACACGGAAGUGUUCGAGACGCUCGUCACCUGGUUGCAAGCGAACGGCAACCGCCAGGCCAUCCUGAGCGAGACCGGCGGAGGCAACACCGCCAGCUGCGACGAAUACCUCUACCAGGAACUCGCGUACAUCAAGAACUCGUACCCCAGCAUGGUCGGCUUCUCCGUCUGGGCCGCGGGCUCCUUCGCGACCAACUACAUCCUGUCGAUGACGCCCUACGCAAAUGGCACCGACCAGCCCCUGUACAACGUUGCUGUGCGGCCGAACUUGCCCGCUCCGGUGUAAUAUUGAGCUUGCCGUAGGAGUAGUACUCGUGUGCACUUCCAAUGAAUUGAAGUCUGCUUUGUG
Messenger RNA from Fomitopsis serialis, 1336 nucleotides. RefSeq names its product endoglucanase. Gene Ontology annotation, biological process: glucan catabolic process. Gene Ontology annotation, molecular function: hydrolase activity, hydrolyzing O-glycosyl compounds. The coding region runs from base 266 to 1273 and encodes 335 amino acids. The transcript has 10 exons. The record is from RefSeq and is a predicted model, not a curated record. Lineage: Eukaryota; Fungi; Basidiomycota; Agaricomycetes; Polyporales; Fomitopsidaceae.